This is a messenger RNA of Exaiptasia diaphana, 1123 nucleotides long. RefSeq lists its product as uncharacterized. The coding region runs from base 46 to 870 and encodes 274 amino acids. Lineage: Eukaryota; Metazoa; Cnidaria; Anthozoa; Actiniaria; Aiptasiidae. Gene Ontology annotation, biological process: signal transduction. The transcript has a single exon. The record is from RefSeq and is a predicted model, not a curated record.
CAAUCCAGCUGAGAAAGCAAUUCGUGACAAAAUUGCAAAUCAAAGAUGGACCUUUCUAAGGUAGAAACGAGUCCUAUAAGUACGACUCUGAACAAAUAUAACAUCAAAAUCAAAGAAAACCAUGGUCUUGAUUCGAAAACUGGUUUUUGGUGGUUUGUAUUCACCUUUGACUACGAACUAGAAGCUGGAAUCGAAGUGCGCCUAACAAACUUCAAGUACAGCAGUUCAAGUAAUAUAUGGACACUAGAAGUUACUAAAUGUAACUAUCUGGGCAUCUCUAGCAAAGAAGAAAUGGCUUCUUUUGACAUGACAGAUGAGCUGGUGAACGAGCAAGAGUUGCGUCGUCUGAACGAGGCAGUUACCCGUGAGAAGCUGCGUGAUUACUUGGAAGAUAACAUUUUGCCGAUAGUGAUCCGAAAGAUAAAGUACACGAGAUUUGAACCACAGUUUCGUUUCUUUUUAAGCCACAAGUCUAAGGAUAAACCCUUGAUGCGUACCUUUCAAAAUGGUCUGAAGUUCCUUGGCUACAAGACCUGGUUGGAUGAAAYCAAUUUACCAAUUAUGACGGAUCUGAAAGGAGGUCUGAAGGUCUCCAUUGACAAAUGCGAUUGCUUGAUAGCCUGGUUGAAURAGGAGUACUUUGAAAGCGAUUACUGCAAAGCUGAGCUCCUGUAUGCCAGAUCACCUAACCACAAGCAGAAGAAAAUCAUCCUUCCUUUUGGUAAAUACAGCGAGAUCAAAGAUUACCUAACGGGAGAUCUAGAGUUCUUAAAAGAUCGACUCAUAUUUGAUCCUUCCAAGGCGUCCUUCUUCGAAAUACUCCGACGUAUUGAUGAGGCACUUUUUAAGUUUGAAACUUUGACUAUCUAACUGUCUUGUACCCAAACAGCAAAAUACUUUGACAUCUUUAAGAUUUGAUAUCAUCUUUGUGUUGUUAUGCUGUUUUUAAAUUUGUAUUGUAAAUUAAUUAAAACAGUACAAGAUAAUGUACAAGAACUUUAAAUUUUAAAUUAACAGAGCAGAAACGGAAAAAAGGGACUAUAUUCGUACCCUAACUUUAGUCAUUAUGUUUCUCAGGAUAUUGUUAAAGUUUUAGUCAAAUAAAGUGCUACGUUUUAAAAUA